GGCGGUACCGGAAGUCGGGUGGGGGCGGCCGCGGUCGCAGCCUGGGCGCUCGGGCGAGGGGCAGUCGCGGAGGCGGCUGGCGGCCUGCGGCACACGGCUAAGGGUCAUGUGACCGGAAGGGCUCCUGACGGACGCCGUCCCUCCUCCGCGCGGCCUGAGCGCCCGGCCCGACCCCGGCCAUGGGGUGCUGCUACAGCAGCGAGAACGAGGACUCGGACCAGGACCAAGAGGAGCGGAAGCUGCUUCUGCCUAGCAGCCCUCCUGCCAAAACCCUCAAUGGAGCCGAGCCCAACUACCACAGCCUGCCUUCUGCCCGCACAGACGAGCAGGCCCUGCUCUCCUCCAUCCUCGCCAAGACAGCCAGCAACAUCAUCGAUGUGUCUGCCGCUGACUCCCAGGGCAUGGAGCAGCACGAGUACAUGGACCGGGCGCGACAGUACAGCACUCGCCUGGCUGUGCUGAGCAGCAGCCUGACCCACUGGAAGAAGCCGCCACCGCUGCCGUCUCUCACCAGCCAGCCCCACCAAGUGCUGGCCAGCGAGCCCAUCCCUUUCUCUGACUUGCAGCAGGUCUCCAGGAUAGCUGCUUACGCCUACAGUGCACUUUCUCAGAUCCGUGUGGAUGCAAAAGAAGAGCUGGUGGUACAGUUUGGGAUCCCAUGAAGAGAGGAGGGUCCUGGGACAGCUCUUCUCCUCCUCUCUUCACCCCGUCUCCACCCGCUCCCCUGGCCCCCAGCCUCACUGCGGCUUAUACAGUACCCUAACCUGCUACUAAUCACAGAAGAAUGUGGAGAAGGAGGAGAGCGAGCCUAGAGGCCAGAGCAAGUGAGGAUGGAGCCAGGGAGGGUUGAACCAUCUGGGACUGGUCGAACCAUUCGAAACCGCACCCAGGGGUGGGGUGGGGGUCAAAUGGACAGGGCCUGGGGCUCCUCCCAUUCCCUGGCAAGGUGGAGGUACCGUUGUGAGGGUGAUCACUGUAGGGGGCCUCUGAGGCCUCCCCCCACCCUCUCUCUUGACCUCACUCCUGCCCUCCUCUCUCCCUGACUUGGUGCUUACAGCACCUCAUUAGGGUUUGUGACCAGGGUCUAGACAAGCUUGAAUUUGUAUGAGUUGAGUUUGUAUUUCUAGAACCCUGGGUUUUUACAUGUUUGGGGGGUUUUGUUUUGGUUUGUCACCCUCGAUAAAGGAAGUGUAUUCA
Sorex araneus (European shrew) is the source of this 1197-nucleotide messenger RNA. RefSeq names its product late endosomal/lysosomal adaptor, MAPK and MTOR activator 1 (gene LAMTOR1). Lineage: Eukaryota; Metazoa; Chordata; Mammalia; Eulipotyphla; Soricidae. Gene Ontology annotation, biological process: positive regulation of MAPK cascade; lysosome organization; endosomal transport. Gene Ontology annotation, molecular function: molecular adaptor activity; guanyl-nucleotide exchange factor activity. Gene Ontology annotation, cellular component: lysosome; Ragulator complex; late endosome membrane. Bases 180 to 662 code for a protein of 160 amino acids. The transcript is spliced from 5 exons. The record is from RefSeq and is a predicted model, not a curated record.